GCAGCCAUGGAUGCAUCAUCUUUGCACAUAGUGAUGUUUCCAUGGUUUGCCAUGGGACACCUAACUCCAUAUCUUCACCUCUCCAACAAGUUAGCAAAUAGAGGACAUAGAAUCUCCUUCUUCAUCCCCAAGAGAACACAAACUAAGCUACAACAUCUCAACCUUCACCCACACCUCAUCACUUUUGUUCCCAUCACUGUUCCUCAUGUUGAUGGCCUUCCUCAUGAUGCUGAAACUUCUUCGGAAGUGCCCUUCUCCUUAUUCCCACUUAUUGCCAAAGCUAUGGAUUUCACAGAGAAGGACAUUGAACUUCUCCUAAGGGAAUUGAAGCCACAAAUUGUUUUCUUCGAUUUCCAACAUUGGAUACCAAACUUGACACGAAGAUUAGGCAUCAAGUGCAUCCAACAUUGGAUAGUUAAUCCAUUAUCAAUAGCUUACCUAUGGAACGGACCGAGACGAUGCCAAGGAGGAGAAUUAACUGAAGAUGAUCUUAUGAAACCGCCUCGAGGGUUUCCUGAUUCAUCCAUCAUGCUUCAUCCACAUGAACGGAGAUUCCUAGCUGCCACAAGGAAAAUAGAGUUUGGUAAUGGUGUUUUGUUGUACGAUCGUCUCGAUAUAGGUUCAAGCUCUUCAGAUGCACUUGGAUUCAAAGGUUGUAGAGAGAUUGAUGGGCCAUAUGCAGACUAUCUUGAAACUGUGUAUGGAAAACCUGUUCUACUUUCAGGACCUUUGUUACCUGACCCACCAAAAACUACUUUGGAGGAAAAAUGGGUUGCAUGGCUUGGAGGAUUCAAGGAUGGUUCUGCUAUUUUCUGUGCUUAUGGAAGUGAAAGCCCGUUACAGCAAAAUCAAUUUCAAGAGUUGUUGCUUGGUCUUGAACUAACUGGUUUUCCAUUUCUUGCAGCACUUAAGCCCCCUAACGGAUUUGAGUCUAUUGAAGAAGCUUUGCCAGAAGGGUUCAAAGAAAGGGUUCAAGGAAGAGGGAUUGCAUAUGGAAGUUGGGUGCCACAGCAACUGAUUUUAGGUCAUCCUUCUGUUGGGUGCUUCAUAACACAUUGUGGAGCAGCUUCUAUAACAGAGGCACUUGUGAAUAAGUGUCAGUUAGUGUUCUUACCACGAUUAGGUGCUGACCAUGUCAUAAAUGCACGAAUGUUAAGUGGAAAGUUAAAGGUAGGAGUGGAAGUGGAGAAAGGUGAAGAAGAUGGCCUGUUCACCAAAGAAAACAUUUGUAGAGCUGUGAAAAUUGUAAUGGAUGAUGAGAAUGAGUUUGGAAGAGAAGUGAGAGCAAAUCAUACGAAAAUGAGGAACUUCUUACUAAGCGACAAAUUAGAAUCAUCAUGUGUUGAGAGUUUUUGUCGCAAGCUUCAAGAUUUACUUUAA
Molecule: messenger RNA, 1380 nt
Organism: Abrus precatorius (Indian licorice)
Lineage: Eukaryota; Viridiplantae; Streptophyta; Magnoliopsida; Fabales; Fabaceae
Product: anthocyanidin 3-O-glucoside 2''-O-glucosyltransferase-like
Exons: 1
Coding region: 7-1380 (457 amino acids)
Molecular function (GO): UDP-glycosyltransferase activity
Source: RefSeq, a predicted model, not a curated record